Stereum hirsutum FP-91666 SS1 is the source of this 1990-nucleotide messenger RNA. Its product is annotated as MAS20-domain-containing protein. The transcript has 10 exons. Gene Ontology annotation, biological process: protein import into mitochondrial matrix; protein targeting; tRNA import into mitochondrion. Gene Ontology annotation, cellular component: mitochondrial outer membrane; mitochondrial outer membrane translocase complex. Gene Ontology annotation, molecular function: protein binding; transmembrane protein transporter activity. Bases 32 to 1681 code for a protein of 549 amino acids. Lineage: Eukaryota; Fungi; Basidiomycota; Agaricomycetes; Russulales; Stereaceae. The record is from RefSeq and is a predicted model, not a curated record.
AUUACCGUCCACCGCGUGUUCCUCACCCAGCAUGAACAGGACAUCAACUAUCCUCACCAUCGCUGGAGUAUCCGUUCUUGGGGGUGUUCUCGCAUACGCCGUUUAUUUCGAUUAUAAACGCCGGAACGAUGUUGCUUUCCGCAAAAAACUUCGGAAAGACAAAAAGAAGGUCGACAAGACCGUAGCGCAAAAUGUCGCAGCCUCGCAAGAGGCAGAGGCGGUCUCUGAAGCAGACAUCCGUGCUGCUCUGGAGAAAGUGAGGAGCGAGGUUGUCCCUCCAUCACCCACAGAGAAGGAGGCGUAUUUCAUGACCCAGGUCAACUUGGGAGAGCAGCUCUGCACUCAAGGCCCCCAAUUCAGCCUUCCCGCUGCUAUGUGCUUUUACCGUGCUCUUCGGGUCUACCCCUCCCCUGUCGAACUCCUCGUCAUCUACGAGAAGACUAUGCCGGAACCUGUCUUCAAACUUGUUAUGCUUAUGACCAACAUGGACGUUAAGAACCGCGUAGAAGGUUAUUACGACGAGUUCCCUCCGAAAGACAUGAACGUCUCGGUGAAAGCUGUCGAUGUCCCGGAUGGCAAGGGCGGUGAAAUGCGCAAAAGAAUCUUGGUGGUGACUAAAGACUUCAACGCUGGAGAUUUGAUUUACAAGGAACAACCCGUGGUCGCGGUUCUCGACGCUGAUCUUGAAGGCAAAGGCUCAUACUGCUCCCACUGUCUCCGUAAAAUCGAGGACGACAUUGUCUAUCGCAUCGAGAACGACCUCUACAAAUCCGGGUACUGCUCAAAAGAAUGCCAAACGAAAUCAAAGUCUCUCUCCCAGAAUCUCCUCUUCGGCACCGACUCUGCUCUUCCAGCUGAGCUCUCUACCGAGAUGCCUGGCGAUUUCACAGCUGCUAGGAGAGAAGCACAGACCGAGUUCGCCAAGUAUGUCAAAGACCAGGACAAGUCAGUACCCAUGCUCGUUGCUAGGUUCAUUGCACGUCAGAUCUCUGAGGAGACAGCGAAAAUGGUCCCAGGCUCAGCUGCGUCGGAGGCGGUUCACUCGGAUUAUUCACUUUACGAUCACUUGGAGAGGCUCCGCUACCUCGAAGUAGAAGCCCCGGCACAGGAAACAAAACUCCUCCGUAGCGUCUUCCAGACUGCCCUUCCAGGUCUGGAGGCUUUCAUCACGGACGAACGCCAUGCGACGCUCAAGGGUAAGAUGGCCUACAACGCGUACGGUGUUGUCUACAACGGAGGUCGUGAUGAUAGGCCCGAGGUGAGUGAAAGACCAGAGGAUGCCGAGAAGACGCGCACGCCCUAUGGCACCCAACGUCAAGUCGGUUCUGGCCUUUACUCCGUCUCCGCCUACAUCUGCCACAGCUGUGACCCGUCCGCCAUACCUGUUUUCAAGAACGCUGACUCCGAGCUCUACCUCAUCGCCACCCGCGAUCUCAAAGCAGGCGAUGAAAUCACCGUCUCCUUCGUCGACUCAUCCGUGCAUGAAGGCGAAUCCGCCGCGGACGCUAGACGCCGUCGUCGGUUUGAACUGGCGAGGGGCUGGAGGUUCCCUUGUCCCUGUGAGAGGUGUGUCAAGGAGGGUACGGGUGCCGCGGAAGAAGGGCCGACGCUGGAUGGGUCGAAGGUUGAUGAUGCGCAGAGGAGGAUGGACGAGAAAGAGAUGGGUGGUGCCGACCCUUAAGCGUCGUGGUGCGGUUGGGCGAGUACAGAGGAAGGGUCACCUAGAGAGCGUCAUUUUAUGGUUUAUUCCGACGUUCCUCCAACAGUGCAUGCUCGUUCGUAGCACACUAAACAUCUCACACCAUAGUGCGCUCAGUCGCUGUAGAUACAGAGUAAGAAAUUGCUCGGCUCGUUCGCAUUUACAAUAUUGUCUCAUAAUGACAAACACACUCCCAUCACAUCUCUCACACAUCUCGCUCUCGUAUAUAGCUUUGUUCUCCGUUAGUUCGUUAUGACAGCAUCCCAAUUGUUGCUUCCUCCUAUUUCUUUC